AUGUUGGCUUCCAAACCGCCAUACACGGUCCCGACUAUCCCAACCACUACUCAGCAGAUUCCUGUGCGAAACUUCUCUGAAGCCGCACAAAGAACACAAAUGUCCUCGCUGGCGCUUCAGGAUGGAUUGUUCACCUCCCCUACCGACUCCGAAUUCUCCGAUGUCUAUGACGGGCUGGAUUCCAUAAGAGCAUGGGAUGAGAAGAAGGUGGGGGAAUGGCUACACACUAUCCGAUGUGGGCAAUACGAAUCGCUCUUUCAAGCGAACAAUUUCACAGGGGAAAGCCUUCUAGAAUGUGACCAGAAGAUGUUGUCUGAAAUAGGCAUCAAGAAAAUCGGCGAUCGAGUACGCAUCAAUGUCGCGAUCAAACAGCUUCGGAACAGGUCUUCGUUAUUACGCACGAGAAGAAACCGGGAUUCUCUGGCCAUUCUCGAUGGGUUGGUAGGCACACCUUCGUCGUCCGAUUCGCCUCGAACCCAUGCCUCAAGGUCGCAAACGGGGAGCACCAAGAGAUUCUCUCGUCAGAUCGAUGCUUCGGCGUUGCAAAACUUCAACUCUGCAAGCACAGGCUUCAAGGUUGGCUCACGCCCAAGUUCACCACUGGCCGAUAUACACAGCGCAGGUUUGCGAGCACACCGUUUUGCGGGAAGCCCGAUGGAUAGUAGCAGAGCUCAGGCUAGUGGCUACUUCAGUCAGCCAGGUUCUGCUAGUUCCACAUCUGGAAAACGACCCGAGAACUCACCGCAGGUUGCUACUGUACCUACCAGAUCAAAUCACCUGAGGCAAAACUCUAGUAUCGAUGGUCUCACUGCCGGUGGUUUGCCGAUAGGCUCUCCCGUCAUAAAAAUAAUUCAUAAUGGUGGACAAACGAAGGUCGUCAACAUCAAGUACUGCAAAACUCCCGACGACGUGACGUCGACUGUGCUGAAGAAGCUGCUUCUCCCGGAGACUCACUUUCGGAACUACUGCUUCUAUCUGCUGACUGGUCUUGAUCCGGAUCCCUCUGCUUGUCGCCGCAUCCCCGACUCGGAGCUGAUGAAGAUAUGUAGCGACUCGAAUCGGACUGAGAGAAACAGGUUAAUCUUGCGAAAGAUCAAUGAUGGGCCCCCGGACCUUGAUGAGCUACGCAAAGCAGCCAAGAUUGCGAAUGAUGAACAACAGAUCCUGCACAAUAAUGCCCUUCAGUCGAACAAUAUGCGAAACCAGAUCAAGCUUCAGAAGCUUACCGGCGAGUCGUGGCAUCACAUUCAGACUCCAAUAUCCCCAGUCACGACAACCGACAGGAACCGCAACAUCAUGGCCACUGCUGAUGAUUACGAGCGUCAAGAGGCACAACAGCAUCACCGCAACACAAGCAGUCAAAACACCAAACUACGGUCAUUUUUCGGCGCCAGACCUCCAAGCGAAAUGAUUGUUCAAGAACUGACAACCUACUUCCCUGCUCAUCAACGCGAAGACAUUGAAAAGACUAUGCGCAUGUCGGUUCGUCGUUCGCAGCGCAUGAGCCGCGCCGCAAGUCGGUUGAGUGUCAUGAGCAAUGUCAGCUAUGCUUCCAGCCUAAAAGAUGCCCCUCCAGUACCGAGCAUUCCCAGCAUCGCUGAAUCUUGGCUAGCUCAGACUCCAGGGCAACCCAGAACUCCCGUAACACGACCUUUGUCGGUAUUGUCGACCAGGUACAACCUACCCAUGUCAUCUUUCCGAGAUUCGAUUGCAUCCUCGACACUACAUCCUUUGCAAGAGGAAUCGCCCUUAGAGCCAAAUCGCAAAUCUUAUGUUUCAUUCGAUAGUGGGUCUGACACCGCCCUCGGAGGCGAGCUGGUCAGGAGCAGUUUCAUUGAUGAUGGAUCUGGGACUCUCGGCUCCGAAGUCAUGAAUGAGCGCUUGUCCGUCAUUGUUGCCGAGGAUGGCGAGGAGGAGGAUCAAGCUCUAACUUCCUUCCUCAAAGGCAAUAGUUUCGACAAGCACAACUGGAUGAAGGGUGAUCUUAUCGGCGAGGGCUCGUUUGGUAGUGUAUAUCUUGCCUUGCACGCUGUCACUGGAGAGCUCAUGGCUGUCAAACAAGUCGAACUACCGAAUGUGGCCAAAGGAACUGAAAGCGACAAGAAGAAGACAUCCAUGAUUGCUGCGCUCAAGCAGGAAAUCAACCUGUUGCAAGGACUUCGCCAUCCUCACAUCGUACAAUACCUUGGCACGUCGUCGGAUGAAGAACACCUGAACAUUUUCCUAGAGUAUGUCCCUGGUGGAUCGAUUGCGGGAAUGCUCAAACAGUACAACACCUUCCAAGAACCCUUGAUCCGCAAUUUUACUCGCCAAAUUCUCGAAGGAUUGUCAUACCUGCAUGCGCGGAAUAUCAUUCAUCGUGAUAUCAAGGGUGCCAAUAUUCUCGUCGACAACCGUGGUGCUGUCAAGAUUUCGGAUUUUGGUGUGUCCAAGAAAACGAACUUUAAUGGAAUGAAUUCGGUCCCUGGAACCAGAACCUCCCUGCAAGGUAGUGUUUUCUGGAUGGCGCCGGAAGUCGUCAGGCAAUCUGGACAGUCGAUCAAGUCUGACAUUUGGUCUGUUGGCUGCUUGAUAGUCGAGAUGUUCACUGGCGCCAGGCCAUUCCCCAGUAUGACAACACUGCAAACACUGUUUGCCGUCGGGAGCAACAACGAGAAGCCUACAAUCCCUGAGAGUGCGAGCGAAGACGCGAAGAUGUUCUUGGGCCAGACUUUUGAGGCGGACCACGAGAAGAGGCCUGGUGCGAACGAGUUGCUGAAGGAGCGAUUUCUGCAACCUAUAGCUUGA
Molecule: messenger RNA, 2787 nt
Organism: Exophiala spinifera
Lineage: Eukaryota; Fungi; Ascomycota; Eurotiomycetes; Chaetothyriales; Herpotrichiellaceae
Exons: 1
Coding region: 1-2787 (928 amino acids)
Biological process (GO): protein phosphorylation
Molecular function (GO): ATP binding; protein kinase activity; protein binding
Source: RefSeq, a predicted model, not a curated record